Messenger RNA from Phymastichus coffea, 3406 nucleotides. RefSeq names its product polynucleotide 5'-hydroxyl-kinase NOL9. NCBI's taxonomy places the organism in Eukaryota, Metazoa, Arthropoda, Insecta, Hymenoptera, Eulophidae. The record is from RefSeq and is a predicted model, not a curated record. Gene Ontology annotation, biological process: cleavage in ITS2 between 5.8S rRNA and LSU-rRNA of tricistronic rRNA transcript (SSU-rRNA, 5.8S rRNA, LSU-rRNA). Gene Ontology annotation, cellular component: nucleus. Gene Ontology annotation, molecular function: polynucleotide 5'-hydroxyl-kinase activity. The transcript has 6 exons. The coding region runs from base 194 to 3112 and encodes 972 amino acids.
CACAUGUUAAUUAUUUGAGAAGCGACUUUUCUUAUUAGAAGUAAAUUAUCAAAUUUAGAAGCAUGUGACAGUAUUCAGUAAAACUUGACAAUUAUAGGUUAAAAUAGAGAAAGUUAGAACAUUUUUUAUUUGUAAUAUGUUUUAAUCUUUCAGGUUUGUAAGGUUAGGAAAUUUAUUAUUUUAAUUGAAAAAUAUGGUUUCAAAGAAAGAGAAGGGUAAAAGAAAGAAGAAUCCAAUAGAAUACGAAGACGAAAAUGAACCUGAUAAAUUCCUUGCUUAUGUAAUAAAACCAAAGAAGAAAAAAGUAACAAUGGAAUCUAGCUCGGUAGCCAGUGCAAGCAAAAUAGAUUCCUCGAGAGAAAAACCAAAAAUAAAAAAAAAAAAAGUUAAAAUGCAAAUAGAAAACAAUCUUUCAGAAUCAAUGAGUAAAGAUGAUACAGAUUCUAUGAUAACUAUGUCUAUUAGUGCAAAGCCUAAGCUUUACCAAAAUGCUGGUCAUUCAAAAGCUACUAAUGCUACAAGUAAGAAAAUGAGUAAAGUAAAAAAGAAAAUUAACUCUACAAAUCAGAAAACUUUAAAUGAUUCUUUAGCUGAUUGGUCAGUUGAUGAAGCAACUGGUAUUGAAUUGAUUACUCCAAAAACUUCUUUGGAUCCAGUUGAUGAACAUGGAAAUAUAGUUCCAAUGAAUUAUCAUAUUCCAAGAAAAUUUGAAUGUGAUAUAGAAUAUGAAAAGGAUAUUUCACAUUAUCAUAUGAAACCAGUUGUCAUUGAAGCUCAUCUUAAAAAGCCAUCUAGUUAUUACAUACCUGCCAUUCUUAGAGAUAAAUCAAAAAAAGGAAAGUCAAGCAACGAAAACAGUUUUCAAAAUAAAUUAACAUCUAUGAAUCAGAAGAUGGUUGAGAAGGCAAAUGAAAACAAUGAUUCAGCUUCUGAAGAUUCGUAUACCGAUCUUGAAAUCGUUCCAGGGAAUACUAAAGUCAAACCAUCCAGUACUUCAAAAGUGAUAGGUAGUUUCAAUGAUACAUGUAGUAAAAUACCAGAAGCUCUUGAAAAUUUAAAUACAGAUACCAGUAAAACUAAUGUUGAAACAAAUUCUAAUGCACAAGAUCCUUUAAAAGAAUCUAAUGAUAAAUCAAAUAAUGUAGAAGAUUUUAAUACAGAAUCCAAUGAAACGUUAAAUGCUGAACAAGAUUCUAACAUACCAGAUGCUUUAAAAGAAUUCUAUGAAGAGGUAACAAAAGGAUUUGAAAAUCUUGCCAAUAAAUCAUUAAACAUCAAUAAAAAAUCUAAGAAAAAGUCACUUUUGACAGUUGAUCAAUCAGUCACAGAUGAAAGAACUUUAGCAAAUAUAGUUUCUAGAAACACUGCUCAACUAGAAAAUACAACCUCAACAUACCAUCCAAACAUUGCCAAAUUUUUUUCACUAGAGAAUAAAGUUAUCUUAGUACUUUAUCCAGGAGCUCAAUUUUCAUUUUUAGGAAAAUUGAAAAUAAGAGUAUUGUAUGGAGCUAUAGAGCUCUAUGGUUCUUUAUUCAACUCUCAAAAUACAUUGAAACCUUUAGAAGUCUACUCUCCAAAAGGAUACAGUUCUAUCAGCAUCUCAACCUCUAACACAAAUGGUAUGCACGAUAAAGAAGCUUUAUGGGAUUGUUUGACCUCAGAAGGUGUAGACAGAUCCCUCAAAACAAAAUUACAUGAUUCCAUUCAGGAAUGUAAAGAUGGUUGGACUGUUCUUCUCCUGGAAAAUUUUGAAAAUACACUGACAAACUUUCUCAAUUCCUACAGUUCAUUUAAGCUAUUUCCUAAAAUAGAAAAUAUGAGGUAUUCCUGGUGUGAUCCAAAACGAGCUGAAUACAUUCUUCAAGCAUAUUUCCAAUGCACCUGCUCAGCAGAUGAAAUAUCUAUUGGUCCUCAGUGGAAUCAAAAUGUAACUAAACAAUUAUUAAAACAGUGGCAAUUGACUAAGUCUAUGUCCACAGUAAUUGUUGGAGGCAAAGGUGUAGGCAAAUCCACAACUGCUAGAUAUUUGAUUAACAAUUUACUAAGGUAUUCCGAGAAAGUUGUGUUGCUGGAUUUGGACAUUGGGCAAACAGAAAUGACACCACCUGGUUGUAUGUCGUUAAAUGUUGUAGAAGAACAUUUGCUUGGACCAAACUUCACACACCUGAAAAUGCCUUAUUCCCAGUACUACUUGGAAGAUGUAACUGUUACAAACUGCAUGACUCGAUACAUUGAGUGUGCUAAAAAAUUAGUUGAAUGUCUAAAGAGUACAAAAGAUCUGCAGCAAUAUCCAAUUGUUGUAAAUACUAUGGGAUUCUGCAAAGGGAUUGGUCUUGACAUCUGUAUUUUCCUAAUAAAACUUAUUCAACCAAGCAAUGUUGUGCAGAUUAUGUCUAGAAGACCAAAGAAUAACUUUGAGUUUUCCUUGUUCAAACAAACUAUUAAUGAAUAUAAAACUUCUUUGAAUUUUCUAAGCAAUGACAGCGUUGUUUAUGAGAAAAUUUGCGAUUAUGAACUACAUCACGUUCCAUCUGUAGCCGAGGGUAAACGUCAGUUUGAAACCUGGAAUAUGGAACCUCGACAACAACGAGAACUUGUUUUGCUUUCUUAUCUUAGUCAAAUUAUUAGUAAUGCUGAUGAUAAAAACUUUUGCAAUUUCACGUCCAACAGCAUCAACAACAUAAUUCCAUACACACUGCCAUUCUCAUCGUUUUAUGUUGCAUUAAUAAAAUCAAAUACAUCGCCGACUCACAUACUAUCGGCAAUGAAUGGAAACAUCGUUGCUUUGUGUGGUACUGAUCUGGACGAUGAAACUUCAGAAGAAAUCAAAGAAACUUUAAAUUAUCCUAUGGUGAUAAUAAAACCACCGUCAUGUACUUGCUAUGGCUAUGGCAUAGUGAGAGGCAUCGACAUGAAACGUCGUGAGAUCUACAUCAAUACGCCACUCAAAGAAUCCGAUUUAUGUCAUGUGAACAUCUUAGUCGGUUGCACUCCAGUACCAUUUACUUUGUUGCAUGGAAAUGCACCAUACGCUGGUGAUAGAGGUGGAUUGCCGACUAGUCGCGAACCUCGUCGAGGUAACUUCCGUAUCGAUCAGAAUAAGAAUACUUAAGAGUGAACGUUUCUUAUAUCUCGUUAAACUAUCGUUUUAUUCAUACAUUUUUCUAUAUCGUGCAGAAUGAUUCAAAUAUUUUUUCUGCUAUUCGUUUUGUCUAAAAAUUCUCGCUUUCUUUUUUUUUUAUGACAUUGUAUAAAACUGAAUUUGUAAAAAUGUAUCGAUCAUUCAAUAUGGAGAUCAUACAGUAACGUAUACAUAAAUACGUCUAAAUGUUUUAUUAAUAAAUUCAACCUAUAUUUUUACAAAGUAUUUACAUAUACGAGAUAUGAAUAAUAAACGAAUGAUUAC